Diaporthe amygdali is the source of this 1434-nucleotide messenger RNA. Its product is annotated as regulator of gluconeosis. The transcript is spliced from 2 exons. NCBI's taxonomy places the organism in Eukaryota, Fungi, Ascomycota, Sordariomycetes, Diaporthales, Diaporthaceae. Gene Ontology annotation, biological process: proteasome-mediated ubiquitin-dependent protein catabolic process. Gene Ontology annotation, molecular function: ubiquitin protein ligase activity; protein binding. The record is from RefSeq and is a predicted model, not a curated record. Gene Ontology annotation, cellular component: nucleus; GID complex; cytoplasm. The coding region runs from base 1 to 1434 and encodes 477 amino acids.
AUGGCUUACAAGCCAGACGACACCGAUAUUCCAGCCCUCCUCAAGGAGCUCGACCGAUUAGCGAAUAACACCACUGAUCGCCUGAGCGCUGCCGUCAACGAUGUCGACAAGAUAAUAGACAUCCUGACCCAGGCCCGAGAGCAGAUUGCUCAAUCUCCCGACCCCCAUACCGCAAGCCUUACGCUCGCCAGGUUACAAAAUCCAGUAUCUAAGGGAUUCGAGGCCAUCGAUCAGGAUUUGAGGAAGGUCGACAAGGUCAGAAAACACUAUGGCAAGGUCCUCGACAAGAACUUCCCCCCAAGGCCACUGCCCACCGACGACGACGCCAUGGCAAAACACCCGGAGCUGAUCAACCGUGCUAUUGCUAUGCACCUGCUGCGGGAGGGGCAGUUCAACGUUGCAUCGACGUUCAUACAAGAGACGCAAGCACUGGACCAGUUCCAAGAGCAAGAGCCAAUACACGAGGAGAGCGCACCAGGGCCAUCGAAUCCGGCGCGACGGCAUGAUCGAUCAUCACAUCCCAACGAUGACACCGACAUGGACGCUGAUCACUCUGAAGAUGAAGAGGAAGGGGAAGACGACGACACCAUCCCAAAUCAGGACUCACGGGGCGCAGCAGAGGCAGGGUACGACGGCGGAGACGAUGAGCCCAUGUCCGAAGUACGCUCGCUCCAGUCUAGUGAGCUGCAGGAGAAGUUCGCAACAAUGUACCAAAUCCUCAAGGAACUCCGGAACCACAACCUUCUGCCCGCCAUCUCCUGGGCACACGAGAACAGCAACGAGCUGGACGCCCGCGGCUCGGACCUCGAGUUCGAGCUGUGCAAACGGCAGUACAUCUACCUCAUCCAGCAGAGCGGCAGCGGCGACGAGGAAGAGGGACCCGCGGUAGCCAUGGAGUACGCGCAGGCCAACUUCCCGCGCUUCGCAGACCGGCACGCCAAGGAGAUCGCCCAGCUCGCGUCGGCGUUGGUGUACCAGCCGAACCUGGCGGACUCGCCGUACGCGCACCUGUUCGCAGGGGCCGGCGGCGACGGCUUCGACGAGAUAGCGAGCUCUUUCACGCGCGAGUUCUGCUCGCUGCUGGGGCUGAGUGCCGAGAGUCCCCUGUACGUGGCGGCGACGGCCGGGGCCAUCAGCCUGCCGCGGCUGAUGAUGUUCGUCGGGGUCAUGACGCAGGCGCGGGCGUCGUGGACGACAGCAUCCGAGCUGGCCUUCGACACGCCGCUGCCGCGGUCUAUGAUCUACCACUCCAUCUUCGUGUGCCCCGUCUCCAAGGAGCAGACCACCGACCGCAACCCGCCCAUGAUGCUCCCCUGCGGGCACGUCCUGGCAAAGGACUCGCUCAAGAACCUGGUCAAGAGCCACCAGCGAUACAAGUGCCCGUACUGCCCCGUCGAGGGCCUCCUCCGCGACGCUAGGCAGAUCAUCCUCUAG